CCCUACCUUCAAUCAAAUCUUGUUCUGAUUCCGCGGAAAAUCUUUCAAGUUCGGAUAGAUCACCCUCAUUCAUAUUUUUGUUGUUUUUUGCCUUUGUCGUUAGUAAAGCUCCAUCGCGCUACGAGUAGAUUUCAUACAUCAAUAGUUGUCAAUUUAUUUUCAUGUUUACCCCUCAAUUUUAAAGUAUGAUUUAAGAUUAUCCUCAAUUCUUUAACAACGAACAAUUUGGGGAAAAUAAAAAAGGGAAAAUGAGUAGCUCAGCAACCGCACCAUGGAAGCAGAUUCUUCUCAAUUCCAUCAGCUCCAAUUCCCAUCUCAAGCAUUCCAUCUACUUUCAGCUCGCAACUGUUGGAUCGAAUGGAAGACCCUCUAAUCGAACUGUUGUCUUUCGAGGAUUUCAAGAUGGUACUGAUAAGAUUCAAAUUAAUAGUGACUCACGAAGCCGUAAGAUUGAAGAUCUUAAGCAUUGCCCAUUUGCAGAGGUGUGCUGGUAUUUCACUGAAACUUGGGAACAAUUCCGAAUUCAUGGAAGAGUCGAUAUGAUUGAUGCAUCAAACUCUGACCCAGAUAAACUUAGGCAAAGGGAGGUAGCUUGGUUUGCUGGUUCUGUCAGAUCAAGACUACAAUAUUUGGGGCUUACCCCAGGGCUUCCUUCUCUAGAUGAACAACCAUCAAACGAUUCAUUGGAUCCCUCUGCUGGUCCAGUUGAUGCAUUCUGCCUUCUAGUUCUGGACCCUGAGAAGGUUGAUUAUCUGAACUUGAAGAGUAAUGAGAGGCUAGCAUUUUCAACUGGACGAAGUGUCAACGUGCCUGAUGAAAGCAAUCAGCUGAAUUUGAAGCACAUGUGUACUAAAGUACCUCUAUCUAAGCUCUAAUUUUUCACUUUCUGUUUGUGGUCCCCAGUAUUCUUUGUCGCUUGCUGGAAGCCACCCACCAUUCAGAACAUUUUAUUUGGAGAAUACUGGUAGCUUUCAAAUUUCUCCAAUGGAACCCUUUUCUAUCUUGUGAGUUAUGAUUUAUCAGUAUGAUAAAUUGACAAAGUUCAUGGUUGAAAUGUUGUGACAAUUUAAUGACCAAAUGCUUGUGCUAAGCACUUGUCAGAUGUACUUGAAGGAUAUGUCAAAUGCUGAGUAUUUAAAGGUAAUUAGUUGGUUAUCUGCUACCUUAAGGCUAAAUGUA
Molecule: messenger RNA, 1179 nt
Organism: Capsicum annuum
Lineage: Eukaryota; Viridiplantae; Streptophyta; Magnoliopsida; Solanales; Solanaceae
Product: pyridoxine/pyridoxamine 5'-phosphate oxidase 2
Exons: 8
Coding region: 249-875 (208 amino acids)
Biological process (GO): pyridoxine biosynthetic process
Molecular function (GO): FMN binding; pyridoxamine phosphate oxidase activity
Source: RefSeq, a predicted model, not a curated record